CGUUUCGGUGAGUGAUUCAAUAAGCGCGCUAUCCGCUGAAAUGAAAAUUGGAAGACGUUGAUCAUUAUUGUGUGCUCGGAGUGUCGCAAAGUGACCUGACAGAAUUCAAAAGAAGUGGAAAUGAAACAGUUUAACAACCCAAUCACUCUGGCGAUUGUGUUGACCAGUGUCUUAGGUCGCCAUGUGAAGUGCAUUGCUAAUAGCAAAUCCAGCUCAACGAUCAGUACAAGCACCGAAGGAUACCAACAGUUGAAGGAUUUGAAAACAGACGGUACCAGCAGCUUCUGGAGUCCACACCCUGAAUAUUAUCACGAAAGAGACAGAUACAACCGGCCGGAUCGGACGGAUUUCGUCACAUCAUAUGGAGGUUACGAGAACAAAUAUGGUGGUGGUAUCGUUGGCACCGGUGGCACACAACUCUACGGGAAUAAGGAUCGGUUAGGAUACAAUUCCUUUAGCACUGGUAGUGGCGGCUCGUAUUACACUCCUGGUGGGGUGUUUGAUCGGAAGCAACCGCCUUAUGGCCCACCACAACCUGUAGAUUUUCCUCCGUACGGCCAUGAUUACGAAAAUAAUUACGACUAUAAUCCUCAUAUCUAUGGACAGAGUUUUGGCCACUCAUAUGGUGGUGGAAAGGAACUUACUAAAUCAGUCCUAAUUCCACUGGCCGGAGCUGCUUUGCUCGGCAUUGCAGCGGCACUAGUAGCGAAUCCAGUGCUGUUACAUUUGGGAGCAGCCGUAGGGAAACGACGGAAGCGCCGGGACGUCACAGCCAACGCACACGACAUUGUGUAUCGAGCAUGGUUGAUGAAACCGCCAACAUCGAAGGAGCCAGCAACGUGAAUAAAUUAUUUGACAAAGCAAAACUUAAAUAAAAAAUAAACGCGCUGGAACAUAGAUGAGUGGGUAAAUGAACAAAAUCUCGCAGCAACGAAUAACCAUUAAUACCUCGUUUCAAUGUAGGGAUUAAUUGUGUGUAUUUAUUUAGUGAUAGUUUUUUUUAAGUACGAAUAUGUAAUUUAAGUGAUCCCCUUCGUAAAUAAAA
Molecule: messenger RNA, 1045 nt
Organism: Topomyia yanbarensis
Lineage: Eukaryota; Metazoa; Arthropoda; Insecta; Diptera; Culicidae
Exons: 3
Coding region: 121-843 (240 amino acids)
Source: RefSeq, a predicted model, not a curated record